This is a messenger RNA of Paramecium tetraurelia, 852 nucleotides long. RefSeq lists its product as uncharacterized. The record is from RefSeq and is a predicted model, not a curated record. The transcript is spliced from 4 exons. Lineage: Eukaryota; Ciliophora; Oligohymenophorea; Peniculida; Parameciidae.
AUGAGCAUCUCCUUUACAGUCAAUGGAAAAUAAGUUCAAUUAAAACCCAAUGAUACAUUUGAGGACAUUUUUGAUGAUCAUGUUAAAAAUGGUAAGUUUUUAGAUAAAGUAUGGAGAAUAAAUGAUCAACAAAAACCGAUUUAAAAAAGCACAAAGAUAAAUCAAUUCCUUUAAGGAGGUGAAAGAGUUGAAUGCUUGGACAAAAAUAGUGUUCCAAGUAACUUUCCAUCUACCAAUCAACCUGCUAAUCAACCAGGAUUUACUCCCACUUAACAACCAACCUCCCCCUUCGUUUCUUAAUAACAGCCAACAAGUCCAUUUAUUCCUUAACAACCAUAAAGUCCAUUUGUGGCAUAACCAUCCAAAAUAAAUUAAUAACCUUAAAUUCCAAUCCCCGCUCAAAUCCCAUCUAAUAUACCCGCUCAAAAUUAACAAAAGCCAAAUAGUCUUCAAGAUGUCUUAAAAGAUUAAGCAAAUAAAAUGUUAGUAAAUAAGAUGGCCAUCAAAAGAUAAGAAAUUAAUGAUACAAGCGGUAACAAAGAGACAGCUGUUAAAACUAUAAAAUAGUUUAAGGUCUAAAUUAAAGAAUACGGAAAAAUUGUCACAUUAGAAUCAGAAGAUGGAUCAUUCAAAGCUACAUUUUUAGAAGAAAAUGCUUCAGAAGCCGAACAAGAUAAUAUUGUCUUAUCUUAACAUGAUAUUAUUUAGAAUCCAGAAACAUAACUUAAAUUAGCUAUGGGAAGGAAUCCAUCAUAAUCAACUAAAGUUCUUUUCUUAUCAGGUUAUAAAGGAAUUGCUAUCAAAUGGGUAACUGGACUCUAAACUAAGUUUUAAUUCUGGCUUGAUGAAUGA